AUUGCCGAGACGAAGAUGUCGUGACGUUUUAAAACUAAAUAACUGACUUAACACGCAUGUUUAUGACUUUUGUUUCACGUACGAAGUGCAGAUGUGUUCUUAAGUUUAUAUUUUCCCUUCCUAACUGCGUUUUCCUGCCGAAUCGUGGACGCCAGCGGGCCCUAAAAUCUUCGUGAUGUCUGAAGUCGACAUUUCCGAGGAGAUGCCGAACGGUGACGAUUCAGCGUUUACGGACGAUCAACACCACGUUUCGGGUUGCCGACCAACACAUGAGCUUCAGGUCACAGCGGCAAAUGCCAUCCCUGCAACGCAUGGAAUUGCUACCGAAGGUGUUCCGGUGUAUGUGGCAACCCCACAAGGACUCUUGACCGCUGAGCAAUUUAGCCAGUCUCAUCAAGCGGAUCCGAGCAUAAAAACUACCCACAUUGUCAUUCAUGAUCAAACUUUAGAUUCACCUUUGAAAACCCCUACCACCCCUAUUCCACCUCCCACCCCAGCCACACCUUUGAGUAAGGCGAAAGGAUUUAGAUACCAGUGGGACGAUUCAGUUCAUGCUGACAUUUUGCCUGUCAGGUGUAAAAACACCAAUGGUGAACUUCACAAACAUAAAUUUGGUUCAGGUGGUCGUGGACGUUGCAUUCAGGCUACAGACGGUAACUGGCAUACGCCUAAUGAGUUUGAAAGCUUAAGUGGCAGAGCGAGCAGUAAGGACUGGAAACGGAGCAUCAGGUACGGCGGGCGUACUCUGCAGUGUUUGAUAGAAGACAACAUCCUCCACCCGCAUGCCACCUCCUGCACGUGUGCAGCUUGCUGUGAUGACGAGUCAGUGACGGGACCAAUCCGAUUGUUUGUACCUUACAAGAGACGAAAAGAGAAAGUGAAAGUGGCCCGCUAUCACCAUUUUCCAAAGUUGCAAGACGCCCUAAUUCUAAAUCUCCAACUGGCAUCCCCUAAUGAAAUGUCGAAAGAUGGUAGUGGAAUGCUUGUUUCUAUGGCAGUCACACCAAGGACAAAUGUGAUGAAUAUGGCGAGGCCUAUUGCCGUGGCGGCAGGUGACAAUGGAGAAACGGUUCACAUUGUCACGACAGACAGUGCUGGUAACCUCGUCACAGGAGAUGCUGUUGUCAUGACUCCAGUGGCAACGACCAAUCAGAAACAAGGAACUCAGAAUGUACUGACUAUGGAUGUGAACGAACAGAAGCAAUGGUGGCAACUAGAAGAGAUGGCAAAUAACCUACUACAACAGGCUCAACAACUGAAGAUUAUGAUAGAACAUACAAAGAUACAGUCACUGGCAAACAAAGAAGCUGCUCUACAAAACUUGAGAAUGCAAAUGGAGAAAGAGAAACAAGAUGCCUUAGGUGCUGCAAGGAUAGAAAACCAGAUGACCUUGUCAAGGGCAUUAAUGGAGGAAAGGGCCCAGAAAAGCAUCGCUGUUCAGCAAGCUUUACAACAGGCUCGACAAGAAUUUCAGGAGAAAAUGGACUCUGUAGCAGUGGUGUCUGAUGACAAGUGUACCUCAUAUAGUGUGAAUUGGGGACACCAGGAUGUCCAGAAUAACAUCUCUGGAAUCAUGGACGGCGAGGAAGAGCUGGAAAAAGACAAAGAGUGACCAAGACAGAUUGACGGUCAACCAAAUCAAAGAGUCACAAGCCUUUCAAUUACAUUUGUACAGGAUUGGUUGUGCCCACUUUCACAAAGCUUGAUCAGUGAAUUUUUCGUCACUGUUUGGCGCUUAAACUCUGACAUGUUUUAUGAAAAAAAAAGUUGUGGAAAAUAUGAUUUGCAAAGUUUUGUGAAAGUGAACCAUGGUCUUGGCAUGUAUCAGUACUCCAAACCUGAAAAUUAUUUGAAGUUGAUGCAGGACAGGGGCCACUUUCACAAAACUUCGUCAUUCGGUUUGUCGUAACUUUUCUUGUUAACGUCGUGGCCUUACGGCACUAUAACCCAGGCAACGUUUUUUUUAAGAAAAAAAAUUACUAUAAACAUGACAUAAGAGGUUUUGUGAAAGUGGGCCCAGAAUGGCAAAUCUUCCAACUAGUCACUUCAUAAAAAAAAAUGCAUGUUGUUUGACAUAACCAGAAAGUAGCCAAUUGUCAAAAUGGUAUUUGGUGCAAGACAUUGUUCUUGUCCUGCUGCUUACUUCCAGACUUGUACGCACGGCAGACUCAAGUCACAAACUUCAGUCACAUGUUGACUGAAAAAUUGUUGAGUACGACGUUAAGCCCCAACACUC
Messenger RNA from Liolophura sinensis, 2236 nucleotides. RefSeq names its product deformed epidermal autoregulatory factor 1 homolog. NCBI's taxonomy places the organism in Eukaryota, Metazoa, Mollusca, Polyplacophora, Chitonida, Chitonidae. The record is from RefSeq and is a predicted model, not a curated record. Gene Ontology annotation, molecular function: DNA binding.